CUAAAAACAUAAAGAGUCAUAACGGAGCCUUCGGAAGGUUGGGAAUUUUAGGUUUCGUUAAGACUCAUAAUUUAUUUCGGAACCCUUAGAAAUACAGAAAGAAUGAAGAUAAUAGAAAGAUCAAGUUGACUGAAAAAUUCCAAAUGUGAUGAGCAGUGCCGCAACCCCACAAAACAACUAACUAAACUCCGACAAAGUUAUACGUCAAGACAAUGACCAUAUCAUUACAAUUCACGUUAUAACUCCAACAAGAUAGCAUUCUGGUGGUGCCAAUACAAAGAGAAGCCAUGGCCGUCACUCCUGACGUACAAACUCCACUCUUGUACGACGCCGUUGAAGGCUCCGUUGAUUUUAAUGGCCGACCCGUUUUCCGAUCCAACUCCGGUGGCUGGAGAUCCGCUGCUUUCAUUAUAGGAGUGGAAGUGGCAGAGAGAUUUGCUUAUUAUGGAAUAGCAUCCAACUUAAUUACGUAUUUGACCGGUCCGCUUGCUCAGUCCACGGCUUUUGCAGCGGCCAAUGUGAACGCAUGGUCUGGAGCGGCGUCGUUAUUGCCGUUGUUUGGUGCAUUUGUUGCUGAUGCUUUCCUUGGUAGAUACCGCACUAUUAUCGUUGCCUCUCUUAUAUAUAUACUGGGACUUGGCUUGUUGACUCUGUCGGCUGUGCUUCCUUCUUUCAGUGCUUCUGACUGCUCAAGCACCAAACCUGUUGCAUCAUGCUCUCCUAAUAUGAUUCAAGUUGUUUUGUUUUUCUCUUCUCUGUAUUUGGUAGCUCUUGGCCAAGGAGGGCACAAACCCUGUGUUCAGGCUUUUGGAGCAGAUCAGUUUGAUGGACAAGAUCCUAAGGAGUGCAAAGCCAAAAGCUCAUUCUUCAAUUGGUGGUAUUUUUGCAUGUGCGGAGGCACCAUGAUAUCACUUUCAGUGUUAAACUACAUACAAGACAACCUUAAUUGGGGUCUUGGAUUUGGAAUCCCAUGUGUUAUGAUGAUUAUUGCCCUCGUUGUAUUCUUACUUGGAACUAAGACAUAUCGCUAUAGUGCCAAAGUAGAAGAGAGAAGUGCGUUUCAAAGAAUUGGUCGGGUAUUUCUAGCCACAAUUAGGAAUCGGCGAGCAUCCCCUUCUAUAAUAGCUUUGGAGGAAGAGGCUCGUGGAACACUACCUCACCGGAGUUCUGAGCAAUUCAGCUUUCUCAAUAAAGCCUUGCUUGCUUCAGAUGGGUCAAAAGAAGAUGAGAAUGUAUGUAGUCUUAGUGAAGUUGAAGAAGCUAAGGCAGUACUUAGACUUGUUCCGAUAUGGAGUUCAUGCUUGGUAUAUGCUGUUGUUUAUUCACAGUCCUCGACUUUCUUCACCAAGCAAGGAGUAACGAUGGAUAGGUCAAUUUCACCGAGUAUUGACAUACCACCAGCUACACUUCAAUCCUUUAUCAGCCUUGCAAUUUUCUUAUCCAUUCCGAUUUAUGACCGUGUCUUUGUUCCAAUAGCAAGGACUAUAACUAGGAAACCUUCAGGCAUUACAAUGCUUCAGAGGAUUGGAACUGGAAUAUUCUUAUCAGCUGUGUCUAUGGCAAUUGCUGCUGUGGUUGAGAUAAAAAGGCUCGAAAUUGCUCGAAAACAUGGAUUAGUUGAUAAGCCAAAUGUGACAGUUCCAAUGAGCGUGUGGUGGCUAAUUCCUCAAUAUGUACUGUUCGGAGUUUCUGAAGCAUUUACAAUGGUUGGUCUGCAAGAAUUCUUUUAUGAUCAGGUUCCUAGUGACUUGAAGAGUGUGGGGCUUUCGCUCUACCUCAGCAUCUUUGGUGUAGGGAGCUUUAUCAGCAGCUUUCUUGUAUCUGCGAUUGACAAUGUCACCAGUCACGAAGGGCAUGAUAGUUGGUUUGCUAAUAAUCUGAAUCGCGGUCAUCUUGAUUACUUCUAUUGGCUACUCACAGGGCUCAGCAUUGUACAAUUGAUAGCUUUCCUUUAUUUUGCAAAAUAUUAUGUAUAUAAUAGAUAACCCACAGUUUAUAGUGCAUCAUACUACUGUUAUAAGCUAUAAUUUCCCUUUACGCACAUACAUGGGCGAAACCGCCCACCCCUGUUGGCCGGUCA
Mercurialis annua (annual mercury) is the source of this 2080-nucleotide messenger RNA. Its product is annotated as protein NRT1/ PTR FAMILY 5.10-like. Gene Ontology annotation, molecular function: tripeptide transmembrane transporter activity; dipeptide transmembrane transporter activity. The transcript has 4 exons. Gene Ontology annotation, cellular component: membrane. NCBI's taxonomy places the organism in Eukaryota, Viridiplantae, Streptophyta, Magnoliopsida, Malpighiales, Euphorbiaceae. The coding region runs from base 288 to 1985 and encodes 565 amino acids. The record is from RefSeq and is a predicted model, not a curated record. Gene Ontology annotation, biological process: dipeptide transport; transmembrane transport.